This is a messenger RNA of Coregonus sp. 'balchen', 1502 nucleotides long. The record is from the annotation of a GenBank genome assembly. Lineage: Eukaryota; Metazoa; Chordata; Actinopteri; Salmoniformes; Salmonidae.
AUGAUAGAUGUGAUUCUAUGCCAGGAUCAGAACGCUUUGCUGAGUUACGAGGCGAUCCGUAGCAUCCACAAACUGAUGGACGAUGAUGCCGAUGGAGCCGUGGACAUGAGCGAGACAGACGGGGUGAGAUACACACAUAACAAUGCACACACACACACAUCCACACACAAACACACUGUACUCUCUCUGAAGGUCAGGGCCACAUUAAAACUCAAGGCUGUUUUAUCGAGAGGUGUCAGUUUCCUGGACUCCAAAUUAGAUGAAAACCAGCACUAGGGGUGGGAAUUGCCAGGGACAUCACGUUACGAUAUUACCACAAUACUUAGGUGCCGAUAUAAUAUGUAUUGUGAUUCUCAUGAUUCUAUAUGUAUUGCGAUUCGAUACUGUGAUUUUAUUGCAGUUUGAUGUUCCAAACAUAUUGCUGAGUGUACAAAACAUUAAGAACACCUACUCUUUCCAUGACGUAGAUUGACCAGGUGAAUCCAGGUGAAUGCUAUGAUUCCUUAUUGAUGUCACAGGUUUGUGUCAAGAACUGCAACAUUGCUGGGUUUUUCACACUCAACAGUUUCCUGUGUGUAUCAAGAAUGAUCCACCACCCAAAGGACAUCCAGCCAACUUGACACAACUAUGGGAAGCAUUGGAUUCAACAUGGGGCCGCAUCCCUGUGGAACGCUUUCGACACCUUAUAAAACCUGCCCCAACAAAUUGAGGCUGUUCUGAGGGCAAAAGGGGGUGCAACUCAAUAUUAGGAAGGUGUUCUUAAUGUUUUGUACACUCAGUAUAUGUCUGCUGCAGAAAGACAAGAGAAAGCAUGAGAAGUGAGUUUUGAUCAGUCAUGGAAAAAAAGUGCUCAAAACAGGUUGGCUCACUAUUUAAAAAGAAGAUGGAGAACAAGCUAUAGGAUGACAUUUUUUAUAAAUUAAAUUGAUAGUUGGAGUCAAAGUAUCUAUAUAAUAUCGGCCAAAAUAAUAUUACAAAAUGUAACUGUAUCCUCCUGCCCCCCCCCCCCCCCCCGCCUCCCUCCCUCCUUAUCCUCACACCUGUACUCUCCCCAUGAUCCCCCCAACCUCCCUGUCCCUAUGUGUCACUCCAAACCCUCUGGCAGCGCUCUGAACAGCUCUCCUAAUCCUGUGUGUUUCUUGUGUGUGUGUUUCUGUGUGUUUCUCGUGUGUGUGUGUUUUUGUGGCUGAGGAUAUGAACAGUUGUUCACAAUGUAAGGCAAAACACACAUUAGCGGUAUGUAAUUCUCUCUCUCUCUCUCUCUCUCUCUCUCUCUCUCUCUCUCUCUCUCUCUCUCUCUCUCUCAGUUCCUGAGGGAGGAUCUGAAGUACCAUGACCCCAAAGGAAAACACAACAGUUUCCAUGGAGCAGACCUGCUCAUCAGUGUAGAGGACAUGUGGAACGUAUGGAGGGCCUCGGACGGUACGGAGGGAAUGAGGGAGGUGGGUGGGAAGGGGGUAUCUGGGAGGGAGCGAAGAGGGAUUGUGGAGGAGGGAGGGUAA